Molecule: messenger RNA, 2967 nt
Organism: Polistes dominula (European paper wasp)
Lineage: Eukaryota; Metazoa; Arthropoda; Insecta; Hymenoptera; Vespidae
Product: periodic tryptophan protein 2 homolog
Biological process (GO): ribosomal small subunit assembly; maturation of SSU-rRNA from tricistronic rRNA transcript (SSU-rRNA, 5.8S rRNA, LSU-rRNA)
Cellular component (GO): small-subunit processome; Pwp2p-containing subcomplex of 90S preribosome
Molecular function (GO): protein binding
Source: RefSeq, a predicted model, not a curated record
CUGUACGAUCAAUUUGAACAACAAAAUAAACGUGGUCUGAUAUUUUUGGUUAUAGUUCGAAUUAACUCUUAAAAACACAAUGAAGUUCUCUUAUAAGUUCAAUAAUUUACUUGGUACGGUCUACCGUAAAGGAAAUGUAAUAUUCUCUCUAGAUGGAUCAUGUGUUAUUAGUCCAGUGGGAAAUAGAAUUUCUAUUUUUGAUUUAAAAAACAACAAAUCCACGACUCUUCCAAUAGAAAGUAAUUUUAAUUAUACCACCUUAGAUAUUUCUCCAAAUGGCUGUUUGCUAAUUGCAAUUAAUGAAAGGGGAGAUGCUCAUAUAAUCAGUAUGAUCAGUAAAAUGGUGAUGCAUAAAUAUAGAUUUAAACAUCGUGUAAGGUGUGCUAAAUUUUCACCAGAUGGAAAAUACUUAGCUGUUUGUAAAGCAAAUAAUGUUUUUAUUUUUAAUGCACCGAAUCUACAAACAGGAGAAUUCAAUCCAUUUAUAAUGGAACGAAUAUUUCAUGCAUCCGUAGAUGAAACUACGUGCUUAGAUUGGUCUUUCGAUUCGAACCUUUUGGCUGUUGGUUCUAAAGAUUUUUGUACUAAAUUGUUCAGUUUACAAAAGUGGGCUAAUUUUAAAACAAUUUCGCUUGGUAGUCAUCGUGACAAUAUCGUAGGAUGUUUCUUUGAAAAGGAUAGUUAUGAUAUAACUACUGUUGACAGAAAUGGACAAGUUGCUUAUUGGCAAUGUAGCAUUGAUCCCAAGGAUUUGGUGCAUUGGAAACCGAUUAAAAAAAAAAGAAAAAUUGAUAGUGAUAAUGAAGAUGACGUAGAUUUGGAUAAAAUUAUAGAAAAAACUGAUAAACAAUUACGGAAUACUGAGCGCAGAUUAUAUCAAUUGCAAGAUGAACAAGAAGAACAAGAAGAUGUAAAAGGAGAAGAAGAAGAUAAUACAAAAACAAGGACAUCAUUUAAAAAAUUAUAUUAUAAGAGACUUGUACGUCAUUUCGUAGCACCAAAAACAGAAGAACAAAAUUCAAGAAAUAUAAAAUUAACGGCAGCUGCAUAUCAUAAAGAUACUCAUAUUUUAAUAGUAGGAUUUAACAAUGGUACAUUCUUUUUAUAUGAUAUGCCUGACGGUAACAUGAUUCAUUCUUUAGAAAUUUCUCAACAAAGUAUUUCAACUAUUGCGAUAAACUGUACUGGAGAUUGGAUAGCUUUAGGAUGUUCAAAUGUAGGUCAAUUAUUGGUUUGGGAAUGGCAAAGUGAAACAUACGCUAUGAAACAACAAGGACACAGUAACAAUAUUAAUUCUUUAGCUUAUAGUCCUGAUGGACAAUAUAUUGUUACUGGUGGUGAAGAUGGAAAAGUAAAACUAUGGAAUACAAUGAGCGGAUUUUGUUCUGUUACCUUUAAAGAACAUACCUCUCCGAUUACAGGAGUUUUGUUCAGUCAUAAUCGCAAAUUUAUUGUUUCUUCUUCGUUGGAUGGAACUGUCAGAGCGUAUGACUUAAGCAGAUACAGAAAUUUUAAAACAUUAACGUCAUUCAGACCAAUACAAUUUUCUUGCGUAACGUUAGACGCGAGUGAUGAAUUAGUUGCUGCUGGAGGUCAAGAUUUCUUUUAUAUUUAUUUGUGGAGUAUUAAAACGGGAAAAUUAUUAGAGAUAUUAGGUGGUCAUGAAGGACCCGUUGUAAGUUUAACUUUUAAUCCGAAUUUGUCGAGCUCCGAACUGGUAUCCGUUUCCUGGGAUAAAACAUUGAAAAUAUGGGAUGCUAUCAAAAAUGGUUCCGUGCAUGAGACGAUACAAUUAAAUUCCGAAGGUUUAUACGUCACUUAUAGACCUGAUGGUGAAGAAGUUGCAGUUGCUACUUUAAAUGGUGAAAUUUCAUUUUUCCAUUGUAAAAGUUUACAACAAACGGGUAGUAUCGAAGGCAGGAAUGAUUUAGGUAGUGGUAGAUUAGAAACGGAUAUGAUUACAGCGAAAAAAUCUGCACAAGCUAAAGCAUUUACUUCAUUGUGUUAUUCUGCUGAUGGCUCGUGUAUAUUAGCUGGUGGACAAGCUAAAAAUGUUUGUAUUUAUAAUGUUAAAGAAGGAAUAUUGUUAAAAAAAUUUGAAGUAACACAAAACAGAUCAUUGGAUGGAGUAAACGAUUUUAUAAAUAGACGAAAAUUAACUGAAUUUGGAAAUAUUGCUUUGGUCGAAGAACGUGAAGAAAAUGAGGGUGGUAACGUGACGUUGCGUUUGCCAGGUGUUAGAAGUGGUGAUAUGGCUAGUAGAAGUAUGAAACCAGAAGUUAGGGUUUACAGUUUACAAUUUUCUCCAACGGGACAAUCAUGGGGAGCAGCAACGACCGAAGGUUUAUUGAUAUAUUCGUUAAAUACCGAAUUUAUGUUUGAUCCAUUUCAAUUGGAAAUUGGUAUCACUCCUGUUACUACCAAAGAAGCUCUUUCUAAACAGGAAUAUUCCAAAGCAUUGAUGAUGGCUUUGAGAUUAAAUGAAAAACCUUUAAUAAGACAAUGUUUAGAAGCUGUACCAUGCAAAAAUAUUGAAUUGGUUAUAAGAACCCUGGCGGAUACUUAUGUAGAGAAAGUUUUAAAAUUUAUAACAAACGAAUUAGAAUCUACGAGACAUAUACAUUUUUAUCUUUUAUGGAUAGAAGUAAUAUUAACUAAUCAUGGACAUAAAAUGACUAUGAUCUUUCAAAUGCCGGUAUUAUUAAUGUUGCAAAAGAAUAUGCAAAAAAUGUACGACGAUUUGAGUCAGAUAUGUGAUUAUAAUCAAUACACAAUAAGUUAUAUAAGAAAAAUGGGAGAAAUAAAGGCUGCUAAAUCUAAAGUAAUAGAUGAUGUUGAUAUGAAUAGUGAUGAAUCCGAUGAUUCAUUCUAAAUCAUCAUGCGCGAUGAUUUAUGUUGAUAUUAAUAAAAUAAUUGUAACUUUGUAUAUAAACAAGAAAAAAAUGCAUGUUAAUGCAUUACAUACAA